AUGGUCAUUUUUCCUACCCCACCCCAAACUCUGAAUCUGUUUGGAUCUAAAACCACAACCACGUCAUCCCCGACUCAGCCGACUGUGGUUUCAUCCGCUGAAUCACAACAAACAGGCUCACUGUUCUCGACGUUGACCAGCGGAACACAACAGAACACGAGUGCUAGCGGUGGCCUGUUUGGUCUGUUUGGAUCAGCCUCACCCACUCCCAGCGGUGGAAGCCUCUUUGGUGGAUCAACAUUGAGCGCCAACACCACCUCACCGAGUUCACGUACAGGUGGUCUCUUUGGUGCCACGUCCACAACUAGUGGACUGUUUGGCUCCGUCUCCGUAACGAGCUCUGCUGGCGGACUUUUCGGUAGUUCCACGGUUGCACCCACCCCAGCAACAGCAUCUACUAGUCUUAUGAGUGGUGGUCUCUUUGGUAGUCCUGGUGCCCCUGCAAGUUCCACAACAGGCAGUGGACUUUUUGGAGGAGGCGCAAGCGGAACCGCCCCAUCUACUAAUACUGGUAGUCUAUUCGGUUCCCGUCCAUUGUUCGACAGUUCUGGAUUUGGUGCAGCUGCUACACAGCCCGCCUUUGGAGUUGGUGGUGCUGCCGCAUUCGGAACGACUGGUGGCAGUCUUCUCGGCGCAGCUCCGUUUUCCGGAUCUACGAACACCGGCGGUUCUUUGUUUGGCUCCUUGGCUACAGCUCCUCCAAGCGGAGGGUUGUUUGCGGGUUUGGCCGCGAAGACGGACGGGCCCACGUUCGGCAGUUUAGCUAUGGGCUCACCUCUGGGGCAAACCCCUCCUGCAUCUCCCUUCGGCUNUCUAACUCCUCUAGUCCCAGAAGCUUGUUCUGAGUCGGAAUCUCCGUCUCCUGGUAGUCCACCUCCGACCUUUUAUUCAAAAGCGAAAGAUUAUUGGGUUCAGGUGCCGGCCACAGUAGAUGGUAUGCUUGGUGGCUACUCAUCGUUGAAUGUUCCGGAUAUGCAAGAUUCACACGCAUUCCUUGAUAAGUACGGACCAAAAACUACGGCGUAUGCGCUAGAUUGCGGUUCCGGGAUCGGUCGCGUCACGAAACAUCUCCUAUUACCUCGAUUCAAUUUAGUCGAUAUGGUGGAAUUGAAUCAGACAUUCUUGGAUCGUGCCGAAGAAUAUAUUGGGGCGGCUGAUUUCGCUUCUGUUGGAGAGCGAUUUUGCGCUGGACUCCAGCGGUGUGCUCAGGCACUUUCCCCUGGCGGUCGUAUUGUGGUGAAAGAGAAUGUGACCAUGGGUGAAUCCGACGACGCCAUAUUUGACGAUGUGGACAGUAGCUUCACACGAUCACGGAUGGCUUUUUUGAAUGCGUUCCGUGAUGCGGAACUCGAGGUAACUGGUGAAGAGCUGCAGACGAAUUUUCCUGCCUCCAUUUACCCAGUCCGUAUGUUCGCCUUGAGAUUGACUGAAACGGAACCCCCUCCACCCGAACCGCUUUCGUCCGAGGGAUAG
Messenger RNA from Echinostoma caproni, 1473 nucleotides. Lineage: Eukaryota; Metazoa; Platyhelminthes; Trematoda; Plagiorchiida; Echinostomatidae. The record is from the annotation of a GenBank genome assembly.